Cyanistes caeruleus (blue tit) is the source of this 3054-nucleotide messenger RNA. The record is from RefSeq and is a predicted model, not a curated record. Lineage: Eukaryota; Metazoa; Chordata; Aves; Passeriformes; Paridae.
AUGAAUCCUUAUCAUGAUCUUGUGCUUGUGGCCAAUGCAAUCCUUUUUGUCAGUGUAAAUUUGUAUGGGGUCUUUGUGAGGAUUUUGACAGAAAGGGCUCAGAGGAAGGCAUUCCUUCAGGCCAGGAACUGCAUUGAGGACAGGCUGAGACUGGAGGAUGAAAAUGAAAAACAGGAACGUCUCUUGAUGAGCCUUUUGCCCAGGAAUGUUGCAAUGGAAAUGAAGGAAGACUUCCUGAAGCCUCCUGAAAGGAUUUUCCACAAGAUUUACAUUCAAAGGCAUGACAAUGUUAGUAUUUUGUUUGCAGACAUUGUGGGGUUCACUAGUUUGGCAUCACAGUGCACUGCCCAAGAGUUGGUGAAGCUGCUGAAUGAGCUUUUUGGGAAAUUUGAUGAAUUAGCUACAGAAAAUCACUGCAGAAGAAUAAAAAUCCUGGGGGACUGUUACUACUGCGUAUCAGGACUGACCCAGCCCAAAACAGAUCAUGCCCAUUGCUGUGUUGAAAUGGGACUGGAUAUGAUUGACACCAUCACAUCUGUUGCAGAAGCCACAGAGGUUGAUCUCAACAUGAGAGUUGGAUUGCAUACAGGCAGGGUGCUUUGUGGGGUCCUGGGUCUCCGAAAAUGGCAAUAUGAUGUCUGGUCAAAUGAUGUGACGUUAGCUAAUGUUAUGGAAGCUGGAGGACUGCCUGGGAAAGUUCACAUUACAAAGACCACCUUAGAGUGCCUAAAUGGGGACUACGAGGUAGAACCAGGAUAUGGUCAUGAAAGGAAUAGUUUCUUGAAGAAGCAUAAUAUUGAAACUUAUUUCAUUGUGCCAUCCCAUCGUAGGAAGAUAUUUCCUGGACUGAUUCUCUCAGACAUUAAGCCUGCCAAAAGAAUGAAGUUCAAGACAGUCUGCUAUCUGCUUGUGCAGCUCAUGCACUGUCGCAAGAUGUUCAAAGCGGAGAUCCCUUUCUCCAAUGUCAUGACGUGUGAGGAUGAUGAUAAGAGGAGAGCAUUAAGGACAGCCUCUGAAAAACUCAGGAAUCGCUCCUCUUUUUCUAACAAUAUUGUAUACAACACUCCGGGAACUCGAGUGAACAGAUACAUCAGCCGCUUGAUAGAGGCCCGGCAAACUGAGUCUGAGAUGGCUGACUUGAACUUCAUUACCUUGAAGUAUAAGCAAAUUGAGCGUGAAAAUAAAUACCACCAGCUUCAGGAUGAGUACUUCACCAGUGCUGUAGUUCUCUCACUAAUUCUAGCUGCCUUAUUUGGCCUUGUCUACCUUCUAAUAAUACCACAGAGUACCGUAGUUCUCGUUCUCCUGGUGUUCUGCAUAUGCUUCCUAGUGGCUUGUAUUAUGUAUCUACAUGUCACACGAGUACAAUGUUUUCCAGGGUGCCUGACAAUACAAAUUCGUACCAUUUUGUGUAUUUUUAUUGUGAUCUUAAUAUACUCUGUGGCUCAAGGCUGUGUGGUUGGCUGCAUGCCUUGGGUUUGGAAUACCAAUUCCAGCAGCUCAAUAGUUAUAAUUUCUCCUGGUGGAACGAAUAAAACAAUGAAUGAACUUCCAUGUGAGACGGCCCACUAUGCUUUCCUUUCCUGUGUAGUGGGGACUCUCACCUUGGCAAUAUUUCUACGCGUAUCUUCCUUGCCAAAAAUGAUUCUCCUGCUUUUUGUUACAAUUUUGUACAUAGUUAUUCUGGAACUCAGUGGUUACAGAAAAGCAGUGGGGGGCGGCUCCUUUUAUAUGCGUGGCUAUGAACCAAUACUAGCUAUUUUGCUGUUCUCUUGUGCUUUAGCACUGCAUUCAAGGCAGGUGGAUUUGAAACUGCGUCUGGACUACCUCUGGGCAGUGCAGGCAGAAGAAGAGAGAGAUGAUAUGGAGAGAGUCAAGCUGGAUAAUAAAAGAAUUCUUUUCAACCUGUUGCCAGCCCAUGUUGCACAGCACUUUCUUAUGUCUAAUCCAAGAAAUAUGGACCUUUAUUACCAGUCAUAUUCACAAGUGGGAGUGAUGUUUGCUUCCAUCCCAAAUUUCAAUGAUUUCUACAUCGAACUGGAUGGCAAUAAUAUGGGAGUGGAAUGUUUACGCCUGUUAAAUGAAAUUAUUGCUGAUUUCGAUGAGCUUAUGGACAAAGAAUAUUAUAAAGAUAUUGAAAAGAUCAAGACAAUUGGAAGUACAUAUAUGGCAGCUGUGGGACUCGUACCUACUUCAGGAACUAAGGCUAAAAAAUCAAUUUAUUCCCAUCUGAGUACACUGGCAGAUUUUGCAAUAGAGAUGUUUGACGUUCUUGAUGAAAUCAACUAUCAGUCUUACAAUGACUUUGUCCUACGUGUUGGUAUUAAUGUUGGGCCGGUAGUGGCAGGAGUCAUUGGAGCCAGAAGACCACAGUAUGAUAUCUGGGGGAACACUGUGAAUGUUGCCAGCCGGAUGGAUAGUACUGGGGUGCAGGGAAAGAUUCAGGUGACGGAAGAAGUUCAGCGGAUAUUAAAAAGAUGCAGUUAUGAAUUCGUGUGCAGGGGUAAAGUCAGUGUAAAGGGAAAAGGUGAAAUGUUGACCUAUUUCCUGGAAGGAAAGGCUGAUGGAAAUAAUUCCCAAACACGGUCUUUAAACUUAGAGCGGAAAAUGUACCCUUACGGGAGAGCAAACAUUCAAACAAAACUGGGCACCAGCUGUCCAUCGGUGUCCUCAGCUGCUAGCUUUACUGUAAAACCUGGUCUUGGAGCAGGUCAAGCAUCUGCCACUCACACAAACCAAACACUGCAUUAUCUUCCUUCUGUGCCAGCUGUGAAGGAGGCAUAGAACACAGGAGAUUUGGUUGUGCCACUUGCAGUGAACUUGGAGAGCAAUGGUUGCCUGAAUUUUUACUAAGAAGUCAGAGGUCAUAGGCCAUGUCAUUAACCAAGGACCACUACAACCCAACCAAAGAGAACUUGGGGACUGUGUAAUGAACUCUUGGGAUGGAACAUAUAAGGGCUAGCAAUUCUGUUAUGAAAAGUCAAAACGGGAUUUUCUGGAAAUGAGGAAUAUUUUCUUGGCAUUUUUAAACAGUAAAUGAAUAAAAUUAGAUAA